GGCGGCGGUGAACGAGAUCCUCGACACCGUGAGCAGGAUGAUGCAGGAGUACGAGGAGGAAGCGGCCCGGAUCCGCAAAGACAACGAUUAUCUAAAAGAAAUGAUCAAGCUCACAGGAUGGAGUUUUAUAGAAAUAAAUCCGGGUAGGAUUAUUUCCAUGCAAACACAGUUCUUUUUUCGAGGCGUCAAAUCUAACCAAAAAAAAACCCAGGUCGAUAUAAAUGGCAGAAAAGAGAGAGAGGUGUGAGAGGCUCUGUCCGCCAUUGGGAGAGCUCGGGUUUGUUUUUGUGAACAGUCCUACACUGAAUCCCUUUCUGAAGCAUUCAGUCUAAUUCGUUACCGUUCAACGUUUGAACACUUGAUAAACCAACAUUCAGAUAGUCCACUAAUGUAACCCAAAUUAGAAAUAGAAAUGUAUAGCGUUUAUAAACGUUAAUAUGAGAUGACUACUGUAGAUGAGAAACUGCUUAUGGAGAAAAGUCUGUCCCAUGGUCUCCUUCAAUCCUUCUGCACUGUUCACUGUUUAAAACUUUAUUUUUUUCAUCCUAGAAAUUACUAACAUGAUAGAAAUGUUAAUACAAUUAAAAAAAUACUAAAAAAGGACUCAUGUCAUUUAGGGUAUAAGUGAUCAGACUGGGCCUGGAUCAGACACUCCAGUGUCAACAUCAGCCUUUCUAUUCUUAAGUUGAAGAUUCAGUAUUUCGCAAUACCAAUGAUUAUAUUGUGAUCCAAUGCAAUGCAAUGCAAUACAAUAAAAGGAUUGGCCUCUAAUCCAAAGGUGCCCAAACUUUUUUCUAUGAGGGUUCAGAAAGUAAACUCGAUUGUGGCACACCCACUCAGAACUGAGUACAUUUCCAGAAUAACAACAAUGGACAAAUCUAACACAUUAUAACUUAAUAUAACAAGUUAAAUGCUAAUAGUUCAUUUCUGUUAGUCUCAAUCAUGAUAUCCUUACAACAUGGUAUAUUAUAAGGUCUGGUCAUAUGUGGAGGUAAAUUUGAACAUGGCGAGGAAAAACAUCCACCAGUUGACAUUUUAAAAAGCCUAAAUUGGAUAUUUUAGUUAAAAUAUCAGUAAUGCUGCUGAAAAACCAAUAGUGGUUGGAACCCUGAAGACACAAAAAGAAGCAAAAUUUCCACACGAUUGGAUUUGAAAAGACAGUAAACAUCUGAACCAGGCUUGACUGAUGGCAUCAGGAUAGCGAAGGACACUUUCAUUCACAAGUUAAACUGAAUGCGUACAGACAAAACGUUAUCAGUGCAGAUCAGUUCAAUAGAAACCAGGUAAAUGUGUCUUUUGUGGCAAGAAAUCAGGACAUAUAAAAGUUGUGCUUGGUAUUGUUUUGUUGAUUUUUUUUGUUGUUUUUGAAAAAGUGAGGAAUAAUUAAAUAGUAGAAGUAAAAAGUUAAACGAGCAGUUAAAGUCAUGUUCUUGACUGUAAAUUGAUUAUUGACUUGUUUGCUUUCUCACCAAUAUACUGUGCAGAAGAUGGGCAUAUCUACCUGUAUAUAUGAGGUCCAGCACAGUAUGGAUGAUUUUUCUGUUCUAACAAACCUGAUCCAUCAACUUGGUUGAAAAUGCAGUGGUGGAGAGUAACGAAGUAUUUUUACUUCAAAUUCAAGUUGGUGCAAAUUUUACUUCAGUACCUCAUAAUGUGUUAAAAUGCUGAUCUUUUGUACUUUGAAAUUAAUUCGUAAACUGCAUUAAACAAGAACCUUUCACAGGACACCAACCGUAGCCAUGUGGUGCAGAAGUGUUUCUACGGGGUCUGUCCCUUGGAAAACAAGAUGGUAUGUCAAACCUGCAGCACGAAUCAGAGACCUGGGAGGGCUGGUGUCAAAACCCAGAGCUGAAGCAAGAAAGCACAAGCAUUAAAAUAGAGCAGCCAGACCCGCUGUACCCUACACACCUCGACUCUGACUGCACCAAUGCAUUUCCAAUUUCUGAUGUGGAGAUGGGUUCACCAAUAUCCAAUGUCUGGACAGGUUUGAAAAGAAGCAAAGGAAAAGCUAAAUUAAAGCUGAAGAAAAAACAUUACUGUGUAUAUUGUAAAAAACCAUCCCUCCGUAUGACGCAGCAUCUCCUUUCAGCACAUGGCAAAGAACCCGAAGUAGCAAAGGCCCUUAGUUAUGACAAGAAGUCAAAGGAAAGGAAACAGUUACUGGAUCUUCUGCAAAGCAAAGGAAACCUCUUGCACAAAGAUGUGGGAAUGAGUAAAACUUUAGCAUCAUCUAAACAGCAUGCCAAAGCCAGAUCUAAUACGGACUCUGUGCAGUGCGUUUAUUGUCUUGGAUUAUAUAGCAGUAAGAGUAUUGCUAAUCACGUGAAGAGAUGCAAGCAUAAAUAUCCAUACAAAGCUGAAGCUAGCACUGCCAGUCCCACGUUCAGUAAUGUCGCUUCUCAGCCAAGUACCUCUUUAAUUAAAUUGAAUCAAGAAAGUUCUCCUAAUUCAAUUAGGUCAUGUAAAGACAAACAGGAAAAUCCCCAUUCUCUGUCUGGAAGCAGCCAUGUUUCAGACACUGGUCACAGUGCAGCACAGCUUUACAUUGACCCAGAAUCUGCAGGUUCUCCUUGUGAAGACUUGGGGUUAGUUGGUGAACAACUAUUUGCUGAUCUUAAUUCACAAAGUGAUCUCACUCCAGACACCAGCUUGGCCAGGAAUAACCACACAGACAAAAAAACUACUUGCACCUCUCUUGCCUACAAUCAGACUGAAACAAGCAUGAAUGAGGACAAGAAAACUGCCACUGUGCAGAGCAGCCAGAACUUACAUACGGAAGAGAACAGGAAGAAGAGCUUACAUGUUGAAACUCAAUCACGGACUAUUGACAAUCCUUUAGACGAAGAGGAGAAUGUCUUACAGAACUCAUUACUGCACAUCUGUCAGCACUGCAGCGCCACCUUCUGCAGUCCCUAUCACCUACGCAGGCAUGAAUACACUCAUACAAAUGAAAGGCCUUACUGGUGUAGUGAGUGUGAUGUGGGCUUCAUCCAGAAAUACCGCUAUCGAAACCACAGAAUGACCCACCAUGGAGAACGGCAUUUAAGCGUUAACAAGGAUGAAUCAAGAAGGUGUAAAAAGCGGUCUUCUGGUGGAGAGGAGCCAGCAGAGAGUGAGCUCCAUUAACAGCAAAUGGCUGAGAGCACUUUGUGGAUAUUUUAGCCUUCCAACGUUUUUGAGGAAAGAGUUUGACUCAACAAGCAGAGAAAGUCUCUCAAUGAAGGAAGAGCUGACUGCAAAGAAAAGAAAACUCAUGAACUAUGUGCCAGAGUGAGAACCGGUGAAUAGUGUAUAGUUGGAUAUUUUAUUUCCUUUUUUUUUUUUUUUACAAAUUGUAAUAAUUGUUAUUAGCCUUUACCUCUAUGUUUUUGUAUUGGUUUUUAUAUCUUGCUUAAUAAGAUAUUUCGAAACACUCAUGAACACUCCAGUUAAGUGCAGUUACUUUUUGGUAUGUCAUCCAAAUGGUUAUUAUUGUGCAUGAUCAAGUGCAAGUUACAGAUGACAAGUGUAUUGUUAUUUUAAUUUGUGUGUGUGAGUUUUCUACUAGCAGAAACAUUAAUUUUAUUGAGUGGAAGUAAGCACCACUAGUAUCUCCAGUAAAUUGCUUUACUUUG
Silurus meridionalis is the source of this 3614-nucleotide messenger RNA. RefSeq names its product zinc finger protein 510. Bases 1792 to 3126 code for a protein of 444 amino acids. Gene Ontology annotation, cellular component: nucleus. The record is from RefSeq and is a predicted model, not a curated record. NCBI's taxonomy places the organism in Eukaryota, Metazoa, Chordata, Actinopteri, Siluriformes, Siluridae. The transcript has 8 exons.